Molecule: messenger RNA, 1272 nt
Organism: Aphis gossypii (cotton aphid)
Lineage: Eukaryota; Metazoa; Arthropoda; Insecta; Hemiptera; Aphididae
Product: peroxisomal leader peptide-processing protease-like
Exons: 5
Coding region: 405-1121 (238 amino acids)
Biological process (GO): protein processing; regulation of fatty acid beta-oxidation
Cellular component (GO): peroxisome
Molecular function (GO): serine-type endopeptidase activity
Source: RefSeq, a predicted model, not a curated record
UCUAAUGUUCUAGAUUAUUAUAUUCAUUCUACUUUUCUUAUAAAAACUAUAAGUCUUCAAUAAUGUAUUUUUAAUAUUAUUUGAAUAAUUACUAAAAAUUACUAUUUUUUAUAUUUAUAAAUUAAUCAAUCAUCAUAUUAUAUUGUCCUCUAAUUGUAUUUUUAAUGAUUAAAAAAAAUAUAUAAAAAAAUUAACUUCACCCCACCUCUUCUUGAAAAAUCAUUUGUCAGUUAAUGGGCUAGUAAAACAAUAAUCUUAUAAUUGAAUAAACUACUGAAUACCUAUAUGUUAAACUUAAAUUAAAUUAAAAUAAUUCUGUAUUUAAAUUGUAUGCUAUCAUAACUUUAAAUUUGACUACAAGUUCCAUUAAUGAUUUUGUAAUAAACAUAGGUAUUAAAAAUAUAAUGGUUACAAUAAAUAGUAUGAAGGUGUGCAAUUUGAUCGACAAAAGUGCCGGCUCAGAAAAAGAAAAUGACAAACAAUACUUAUACUUAUGCUCUGUGGCGAAAAUUGAGUGUGGUCAGAACGAGGGAACAGCAGUUUGUGUUCACACAUCUGAUGCUAUCGAUGGACACCUGUUCCUCACUUGUGCACAUGUCGUAGACCAUACAGUACAAUCAGUUAUACUACGUUAUGAUGGACGUGCAAUUAAAGGUAGAGUUAUAUAUGCUAAUCGUAAGACUGUUCCGUAUGAUAUUGCUAUUAUUGUAACUGAACGAAUUAUAGACAUUUUACCAUGUCAGAUAUCAAACAAAACCCCAACCAUUGGUCAAAAAAUGUUUUCGGUUGGAUUCCCUUGUCGAGAAUAUGUACCGUCUACAGUUUUUGGUCACAUGCACAGAAUGAUACAUGGCAUAUUGACAACCACUUGUAAUGUGCGUGAAGGGUUUAGCGGUGGUCCAGUCUUUUCAGUCGACAGACAAUUAUUGGGUCUCACUGUUGGAAAGUUGAAUGUGGGCACUAUUCAUUUUGUAUUGCCUUCUACAGAAUUUGUGGAAACUAUUAAUAAAUAUAUCAUCACUAAUAAUAUUGAAGUACUUAAUAAUUUAGAAUCCAAGUGCCCAUUGAAAAUAAUGUUGUGGAACAAUGGAAUUCCUACCUUCAAUGUAUGUCAUAUUUAAUUCAAGCAGAAAAAUAUUCUCAUAUACCUAUAUUGCUAUGAUGAGUAUAAUGAUUUGUGUACUUUAUUAGUAAUGGUUUUGAUUUUUGAAACUAUUGUUAUUGCAGUCUUGAAAAUAUUUAAAAAUGUUAAGAGUAUAUGGAUUUUAUAAA